Drosophila arizonae is the source of this 865-nucleotide messenger RNA. RefSeq lists its product as uncharacterized. Gene Ontology annotation, biological process: multicellular organismal reproductive process. The record is from RefSeq and is a predicted model, not a curated record. NCBI's taxonomy places the organism in Eukaryota, Metazoa, Arthropoda, Insecta, Diptera, Drosophilidae.
CUAAGCACUUCAGUUGCGUGCGUUAGCCCUAAGCAAACGAAUAUUCACUAUGCAGUCGGGUCACAUAUUGCGGCUGCUUUUAGCCACGGCUUCUCUUUAUUGCUGCCUUUCGCCUGUUGUGUGCAUCUAUGAGGCUGCAAUACUGGAAUUUCUAGAGGAGUUUCGUAUGCGCAUGUGUCACCCGAUACCCAAUUUGGGCUUGCCUGCAUUGGAUCCACUGGAACUAGGUCCUGCCGAGACAGCUGCGAAUAACCAAUACCUUAUCGACUUUACUGGUUCCAUCGAGGACUUUCAACUAAAAGGACUUUCAGAUUUUGUUGUAGAUACACUUAAAAUUAAUGUUGUGCCUGGCUUACGUAGCACAAUUAAAAUCACCUUACCACAUACCUUUUUCAAGUCACUUUACACUGCCAAAGGUUCCUUGGCGUAUAUUGUUAAUUUGGCUGGCGAUGGCAAUGCUGAAGCAUCAGUGAAAGACUUUUCGCUUCAAAUUUCAUGGAAAAUGAAACUGUCGUCUUCUUUGUCCAUCACAGAUUUGCAAAUAGAACUUCUUUUAGGAGAUUUAAAAGUUCAUUUUGAAAAUUUAAUGGAGGAAGAGCGGAUUGACAUUUUCCUGCAUGAUCUAAUUAACGAAAUGGGUGUUGAGUUAUUGGAUGAUGUAUGGAAAUAUGAGCAGCCUAAGGUUGUUCCAAAAAUCGAAGCGAUUAUCAAUAAUAAACUGCCGGAAAUUCUACAGGGUAUUAUUGGAGGAGGUGGCGGAGAAAAACCACCUAUUUUUGAAGGCGUCGAACCAGAUUGUAAAUCUCCUGCUCUAAAUAAGGUCAAUUAAUAUGCAUAAUGAAUUUAGCAAUAAAAUAUAUAUAUA